AUGAGUAUUGGCAUCUUACUCGGCCUCGUACUUGUCUUGCCGAUUGUAUUAACCAUUGUUUUAGAUCCCCGAUUCUCCGUCGAAGACGCCACACUGACACGCUUCGCCCUCGCCACGAAACCGACCUCGCUCUCCUACAACCUCAGCACGGUUAUCCGCGUUCACAACCCUAACUACUACUUCGGCAUCUACUACGACCAGGUGCAGGCCCACUUCCUCUUCGAAGGCCAGCGGUUCGACUGGCUGACCCUCUCGACCUUCUACCAGCACCGAAAGAAGACUUACAAAUAUUAUCCUGUCAUCGGCGGGCAGUCUGACAUCACCCUGGGGAGCACUGGCCUCAACAACUUCAUGAGAGAAAACCAGACUGGACUCUUCAACUUGGAGGUCCGAAUCGACGCUUACGUACGAUUCAAGCCGCACAAGAACGGAUUCAUGAUUAAUGUCGUGAAAGAGUGA
This is a messenger RNA of Ananas comosus (pineapple), 459 nucleotides long. Its product is annotated as NDR1/HIN1-like protein 10. The transcript has 3 exons. The record is from RefSeq and is a predicted model, not a curated record. Lineage: Eukaryota; Viridiplantae; Streptophyta; Magnoliopsida; Poales; Bromeliaceae. Bases 1 to 459 code for a protein of 152 amino acids. Gene Ontology annotation, biological process: defense response to other organism.